AGCAGCAGUGAGUGUGAAGACCUGUCCUGCUGUCACAGCGCUGCUCCGCUGUUCUCCUGCCCCAUCAUGUGGGAGGCUCGCUCGUCCUCCUUUUGGAGGGCUAUGUUUGCCGAGUUCUUUGGCACCAUGUUCUAUGUGUUCUUUGGCCUGGGGGCUUCACUUCGCUGGGUCGCCGGGCCCCUUAACGUUCUGCAGGUGGCACUGGCCUUUGGUUUGGUGGCUGCCACCAUGGUGCAGUCCCUAGGCCACGUGAGCGGUGCCCACAUCAAUCCAGCAGUCACCAUGGCCUUCUUGCUGGGCUCCCAGCUCUCCCUCUUCCGCGCUGUCUUCUACAUGGUGGCCCAGGUGCUGGGAGGAGUGGCUGGGGCCGCUGUGCUUUAUGGAGUCACGCCAGCAGCGCUGCGGGGUAACCUGGCACUCAACACGAUACACCCCAGUGUAAAUGUAGGCCAAGCUACCAUCGUGGAGAUCUUCCUGACCCUGCAGUUUGUCCUCUGCAUCUUUGCCACCUAUGAUGAGAGACGCAAUGGGCGCAUGGGUUCUGUGGCGAUGGCUGUGGGAUUCUCCCUCACUCUUGGACACCUAUUUGGGAUAUAUUACACAGGAGCUGGCAUGAAUCCUGCCCGAUCUUUUGCCCCUGCUGUUAUCACCCGCAAUUUCACCAACCACUGGGUGUAUUGGGUCGGACCCAUAAUCGGUGGUGUGAUGGGCGGCUUCUUGUACGACUUCAUCCUGUUCCCCCGGAUGCGUGGCAUCUCAGAGCGCCUGUCUAUCCUCAAAGGUGACCGGCCAGCUGAAACAAGUGCUGCCCCAGAGCCUCCUGGGGAACCUGUUGAGCUGAAGACGCAAGCACUAUAAACAGUGACCCAGGGUGAUCAAACCAUAGCAUGCAUGCCCCUCCUCUGGGGAGAGAGGGGGCAGAAACAACUGGCCCAGUAUACAGACUGUUCUUGCUCCUGGCCAGUAGGAAGUGAUGUCUUAGCAGACACAGAUCCGAAGGGACAGUUUGUUAUCCAGUCUCUCUCUCUCAGAAAAAAACAAAAAACAGAACAAUAGAAUGGGGAG
Messenger RNA from Euleptes europaea (tarantolino), 1065 nucleotides. It is a transcript of the gene MIP, whose product is annotated as major intrinsic protein of lens fiber. Bases 67 to 858 code for a protein of 263 amino acids. Gene Ontology annotation, cellular component: plasma membrane; apical plasma membrane. Gene Ontology annotation, molecular function: water channel activity. The transcript is spliced from 4 exons. Gene Ontology annotation, biological process: transmembrane transport. Lineage: Eukaryota; Metazoa; Chordata; Lepidosauria; Squamata; Sphaerodactylidae. The record is from RefSeq and is a predicted model, not a curated record.